CUGGCCAGGCGGGACACAAGGCGGCCCGUGGCGCUGGGAACAGCAGCGGCGCUGGCCAGGCGGGACACAAGGCGGCCCGUGGCGCUGGGAACAGCAGCGGCGCUGGCCAGGCGGGACACAAGGCGGCCCGUCGCGAUGGGAACAGCAGCGGCGGGGCCUCUGCACGAGGCGCGCAGGCUGCGAGGGCGGGGCGGGGCCACCCGUCCCCUUGGGGCGAUCAAAUCGUGGAAGAGGGGCGCGAGGUGUGGGUGGUUUUCUGCUGGUAGAUCAACUGGUGAGGUGUCCUCGUCGACUGUUUGAGGGACUCGAGGUGUGGAGCUCAGGAGCUCCUGACCCCAGCUCCCCGUGGGGAUGGGUUACCUGAAGCUGCUGGUGGUGAAGGACUUCAAGUCGUGGAGGGGGCAGCAGGUUAUCGGGCCCUUCAUGAGGUUCAACUGCAUCAUCGGGCCCAAUGGAUCAGGAAAAUCUAACAUAAUGGAUGCUGUUAGCUUUGUGAUGUGCGAAAAAACAUCAAAUUUGCGAGUCAAAAGUGUUCGAGAACUUAUUCAUGGAGCACAUGUUGGAAAACCUGUUUCUUCUACAGCUAGUGUGAAGAUAGUAUAUUGUGAGGAAGAUGGGGAAGAAAAAACAUUUUCAAGAGUUAUCCGAGGUAGUUGUUCUGAGUUUCUUUUCAAUGACAAGUCUGUCAGCCGAUCUGCAUACGUAUCUGAGCUUGAAAAAAUAGGCAUUCUUGUCAAGGCCAGGAAUUGCCUUAUUUUUCAGGGAACAGUAGAAUCAAUUGCAAUGAAGAAGCCAAAGGAGAGAACUCAACUUUUUGAACAAAUUAGUAAUUCAUGGGAAUAUGCUGAAGACUAUGAACAAAAGAAGAAGAAAAUGCAGCAAGCAGAGCAGGAUGCACAGUUUAAUUAUAACAAGAAAAAAAGUGUGGCAGCAGAACGCAAACAAGCAAAGAUAGAAAAAGAGGAGGCAGAGCAUUACCAGAUGUUAAUCAAGGAACUGGAUGAAGAAAGGAUACAGCUGCAGCUUUUUCAGCUUUAUCACAAUGAAAAACAAAUUAGCUUUCUGAAAAGCAGUUUGGAUGAAAAGAAUAUGGAGGCUUAUAUGAAGAAAGAGGCUCUUUCUGCAGCAGAAGAUUCAUUUAAAGUCAAGAAAAAAAUAUUUGGGAUACUAAACAGGGACCAACAGCAUAUGGAAAAAGAAAUGAAGACUCUGGAGGCAUCACUGAUUCAGCGCAGACCCCUCUAUAUAAAAGCAAAGGAAAACACAUCCUACCAAAUCAAGAAAGUAGAAAUGUCUAAAAAAUCUCUAAGAGACAAGGAGAAAGCCUGUGAUAAGGAAAAGCAGAACAUAAAAGAACUAGAGAUGGAAUUGAAUGAUAUUGAGAAGGCGUGGAGAGCGUUUGAGGAGAAAACUGAAGAAGAGAGAAUGCAGAGAGCAGCAGAUAUUGAGCUGGGAGAAAGUCAGUUAGAGCGGUACAAAGAGCUAAAGGAAAUGGCAAGAAAGAAAGUAGCUAUACUAGCCCAACAGCUAGAAAAACUUCGUUGGGAGGAUAAAGGAGAUCAAGAAAGGCUGAAACUUAAUCGCAGGAAGAAAAAUGAAAUUGAGGAAACCAUUAAACAGACUGUGGAACAGGUGGAAGAGCAUGAAAAACGUAUAGAGAAGUUGGAAGAAUAUGCUAAAAUAUGCAUUGGAUCACUAACAGAAAAAAAACAGCAGGAAGAAGUGCUGGCUAAGGAAAUUGAGAAUGCAACAAUGCGGAUGGCUGAAGUGAACGAAGACUUGAACAAAAUAGCUGGUGAACUGCAGAAUGCCAAAAUUGAUUACCAUGAAGGAAGGCGUGAGCAGAUGAGAGCAGAGAUCCUGGAAAGUCUAAAAAGGCUAUACCCAGAUUCUGUGUUUGGAAGAUUGCUUGACCUGUGUCAUCCUAUUCAUAAAAAAUACCAGCUUGCUGUUACCAAGGUAUUCAGCAAAUACAUGACUGCUAUUGUUGUUGCCACUGAAAAAAUAGCAAGAGAUUGCAUUCGGUUCCUAAAACAAGAACGAGCUGAACCUGAAACUUUUCUGGCUUUGGAUUACCUUGAUGUUAAACCAAUUAACGAGAAGCUAAGGGAGAUAAAAGAGGCUAAAAUGAUGGUGGAUGUUGUACAAACACAAUUUGCUCCACUGAAAAGAGUGAUUCAGUUUGUGAGUGGGAAUGCCUUGAUCUGUGAAACAGUUAAGGAAGCAAAACACAUUGCAUUUGAUGGACCAGUAAGGCUGAAAACAGUGUCUCUUGAUGGAACUUUAUUUUUGAAAUCUGGAGUGAUUUCUGGAGGAUCAAGUGAUUUAAGAUUUAAAGCUAGAUGUUGGGAUGAGAAAGAAAUUAGUAAAAUGAAAGAAAGAAGAGAUAGCUUGAUUAAUGAGUUAAAGGACUUAAUGAGGAUCAGACGGAAGGAGGCUGACUUGAAGCAAUUGCGUGCUCAGUGCCAAGGAACUCAGACACGACUUAAAUAUUCACAGAGUGAAUUAGACCUUAUUAAAAAGAAACAUCUUGCUAAUCUCUUCAUGGAAAAAUCAAAACUGGAAAGUGAAUUGGUAAAUAUUGAGGCUCAGUAUGAUAUGCUGAAUGAAGGAGUAGUACAAAGAAAACUAAAAAUAGAAGAGUUUCAGAAAAAAAUUAAUGAGGUUGAAGAUGUUGUUUUCCGGGAAUUCUGUGAAGAGAUUGGUAUAGAAAAUAUUCGUGUGUAUGAACAAGAGCAUGUGAGACAACAAGAGGAGAUUGAUAAGAGAAGACUGGAGUUUGAAAAUCAGAGGACACGACUGAACGUUCAGCUGGAGUAUAAUCGUGAUCAUCUACAAAAAUUAACAAACUCAGUCAGCAAGUUGAGGGAGACAAUUCAUAAAGAUGAAGCUGAGAUUAUCAACCUACAGAAGGAUGAGGAAAAGCUUCUAAAAAAAGUUAAUGAACUUCUGGAGGAGCAGCAACACCUUAAGGAUAGACUAAAUGCUCAUAAAUCUGAGCUCACAAAAAGCCAAAAUGAAGUUGAAGAGUUCAGAAAGAUGAUGUUAACUCUUAAUAGAGAAGCCACAAAGUUGCAGAGGGAAGCUACAGGUCUAGAAACCUCACUGGAAGAGAUGAGAUUAAGGAGACAUAAUCUGCUGCUUGAAUGCAAGGUGCAGGACUUGAAAAUCGAGUUACUGUCUGGAUCACUGGAUGACAUCAGCGAAGUAGAGCUAGGAACUGAAAUAGAAAGCACCCAGACUCUGUCAGGCAUCUAUGAAAGGGAAGAGGGAAUUCAGAUAGACUACAGCACCCUAGACAUUGACCUAAAGGAACUAGAAUCUGAUAAAGAUAUAGAGGAUCAUGUGAAGCAAAUGCAGCAGGAAAUCAAAUCCAAAGAGGUCACAUUAAUGAAGACAGCUGCUCCAAACCUGAGAGCAGGAGAGAAGUUACUGAUAGCUCGGGACAAGUUCCAAGAAUCGAUAGAUGCUUUUGAGAACAGCAGAAAGGAGGCCAGAAUAUGCAAGCAGGAAUUUGAAGAGGUGAAAAAAAGGAGAUAUGACCUAUUUAGCCAGUGCUUUGAGCAUGCCUCCAUAGCCAUUGACAGGAUCUACAAGAAGCUUUGCAGGAACAGUAGUGCUCAGGCCUUCCUUAGUCCGGAAAAUCCUGAGGAGCCCUAUCUGGAAGGCAUUGGCUUCCACUGCGUGGCUCCGGGCAAGCGCUUUAUGCCGAUGGACAGUUUGUCAGGAGGGGAAAAAACAGUGGCAGCCCUGGCUCUUGUGUUUGCUGUACACAGCUUUCGUCCAGCUCCUUUUUUUAUUUUGGAUGAGAUAGAUGCUGCACUGGACAACACAAACAUUGAUAAAGUGUCAAGUUUCAUUAGAGAACAGGCACAUGAACAGGUCCAAAUGAUAGUUAUUUCCCUGAAGGAAGAGUUUUAUUGCAAGGCAGAUGCGUUGAUUGGAGUGUGUCCUGAGCACAAUGAGGUUAUGUUCAGCCAAGUCCUGACCCUGGACCUUACCGAGUACCCAGAGGGAGAAGAGCAGGACACAGCAGAGAAGCCCAGCCAUGGUUCUCUCUUCGAAUAGUGCAUGGAUGGUAUCAGGGCCAGGUGACAACAGGAACUGGGUUCACAGCUGACUGUUACAAACCUGAGUUUGAAUGUGGCUGUUAGAGGUUGAUAGGGGAAUGUUCACUUUUCAAGUAAAGCAGUUUUGCAAAAUAUUAAGGGAAUCAACUGCUACUACUUGAUGCAGUUUUGUUAAGGAGAGGUGAGAGCCCGAGGCUGUUUCUGAGGUUUGCACACUGGUACCCAAAGCUUUCGUUCCAAAUCUUUUGGCUGUAAGAAGUGCUGCAGGUUCAUUUCCAUAAGUAGAGUAUCCCAAAGAACAAGCCUCUUGUUUUUCUUAGGAAAAGUCCAUAGUGCCAGCAUGCUGUUCAGGUGCUCACUGCUCCAGUCAGGACCUUUUGUGUUGUAGCUGCAUCUAUUUGCCUUCAGAAUAGGAUUAUUUCCUCUUUUCUAAAACAGUAAGGUACUGGCAUGUGCUCAUUAUCUUGUUCAUUAUCACUCCUGUGACAAUCAGAAAUACUUCAGUUCUCCACUGCAACCUUACACAAGUAUUAGUUAACUGUACAAACACUUGAGAUGCAGCUCUACAGCUGUUAUGUAACCUUGAAAAAUUUCACCUCUGAGCUAUUUCACCUCGUACAGAAGUGGAAAGAAUGAACCAUGCUAUAGAGGCAAAUGAAAUAUAUAUCUGUAUAUAUAGAAAUAUAUAAAAAGGUAAUGUUAUCAUGUAGCUGUCCCAGUACACUGAAGUUACUUUGCUGGCCGUUUUUCAUCUAAGCAGAUUGAAGUUAAUUAAUUUUUCAUCUAAAGUUAAUGAAGUUGGGUAAAGAAACCUGAAAGCUGGUAUCACUUUAUCUGGCUUAUGUUCCACCUCUGUGUGUCCUGAAGAGCUUCCCUUGGUUUGUGGCUGUUAAUAAUUUUAUCUUGUGUUCACAGAGCAGGUUCCUUUUGUCCUGUUGGUUGCUUACAUAUACCUAGGUUGUGCUGUGAGCCCUGGGCUUGUGCUGGGCCUGUGAGGAUCCUGCCUCAGGGAGGAAGAUUGAGCCGGAGCGUAAUGUGUUUCACAGGAAUACAGAUGUUCAUCAAAUACUUGUGUUAUUGCUACACUUCACUGAAUAAAAUAAUUUACUCUGAGGCAUGA
Messenger RNA from Vidua macroura (Pin-tailed whydah), 5190 nucleotides. It is a transcript of the gene SMC1B, whose product is annotated as structural maintenance of chromosomes 1B. Gene Ontology annotation, biological process: sister chromatid cohesion. The transcript is spliced from 25 exons. NCBI's taxonomy places the organism in Eukaryota, Metazoa, Chordata, Aves, Passeriformes, Viduidae. Bases 352 to 4068 code for a protein of 1238 amino acids. Gene Ontology annotation, molecular function: DNA binding; protein binding; ATP hydrolysis activity. The record is from RefSeq and is a predicted model, not a curated record. Gene Ontology annotation, cellular component: chromosome; nucleus; cohesin complex.